Talaromyces proteolyticus is the source of this 1737-nucleotide messenger RNA. RefSeq lists its product as uncharacterized. Bases 1 to 1737 code for a protein of 578 amino acids. The record is from RefSeq and is a predicted model, not a curated record. The transcript has 5 exons. Gene Ontology annotation, molecular function: cysteine-type deubiquitinase activity. NCBI's taxonomy places the organism in Eukaryota, Fungi, Ascomycota, Eurotiomycetes, Eurotiales, Trichocomaceae. Gene Ontology annotation, biological process: protein deubiquitination.
AUGGCUACUACUGCGACAAGUGUAGCCACGGUGACGCAGAUAAGUCUGUUGACGGAAGCUGAAUAUGGUUGUGAGCAUCUUGCUGCUAUCCUCAAAGACGGGGAGGAUCGCGGUGCCAAAUUCACCAUUGCAUUCUUGAAGCAGAUUGCUCUGCGCACAUCUGACCCGUCUCACUGCGAGACAAACGGCGUCAAGCCCCUGCCCAGCUUCAAGCGGUCAGUCGCAAAGCCAGAGUAUAUCUGUGUGGACUGCUCAGAAAGGCACAGCAACGGUGAUCGACAGAUCCACAGCGAAAAGGCGAAACAUCUUUUUUAUGUCGACUCCCGCACUGCUGCCCUUUUCUGCCAGGAAUGCCGAGAUUUUGUGUAUGAUCAUGAAUUAGAGAAGAUUAGAGCUAUGGCCUCAGGGCUUCCGUCCCGCAUUCGGAUUGGCCAGGAGAAGCUCGAUAGUGUACGAGCGGCAAAGCUGAUAGAGCAUGCGGUUUUGGAUGCAUAUUCACAGGCGAAGAAAGAUAGAGAUACGCAAGUCAAACGCGACAAAACGACGACUUACAUUUUCAAAAGCUUACUCGACAAGACCAACAAGACGGCCAAGAAGCGGAAAUCGAGUGAAAUCUCGACGAAUGGAAUAAACGGUGACCAUGCACACCAAAACGGGGUGAAUGGAAAUGGCGCAGAUGCUGUAGAAAUCGAAGCGGAUGAGGCAUAUGUCCGGGCCAAUGCUACGAAACGCAUCUGCCAGAGUGAAGGGCUUCGGGGGCUUUUCAAUCUCGGCCAGACUUGUUACAUGAACGUCGUCCUGCAGACGCUGCUACACGAACCGAUACUAAAUGCCUACUUUCUAGGCAAUGGGCACAAAUAUUACGAAUGCGCGGUGGACGGCUGCGUCUUGUGUGCGAUGGGCAAAGCAUUUGCAGAUUUCAACGGGUGUGACAAGAAGGAUGGAAUUACGGCAGAGCAACUGCUAUACUCGACGUGGAAGAACUAUCCACCCCUCGCCGGUAAUCGCCAGCAAGACGCGCACGAAUUCUAUCAAUUCCUCGUUGGCGGGCUUCACGCAGCGACAUCAGUCGAAGAAGACCAGAUGAAAUGCCACUGUUUCUUCUGCAAGGCAUUCUUUGGCAAGUUCCAGAGCACGCUGACCUGUCCAAUGUGUCAACACACGAGCCCGACAGAGCAGACGCUGCUCGAGCUGAGUCUGGACGUGCAGUUGCACUCUAAAAAACAGCAAAUGAACGGCACUCUCCACGGCUCAACGCCCACGCUGGCCAAGUGCUUGCAGUCCUGGGUAUCCCCCGAGGAACUGACUAUGGAGGGAUACCAAUGCCAGGGCUGUCACGGGUAUCCGGACAAGCUGACCAAGCAGUUGCGAAUUAAACGACUCCCUGCGAUGCUAUGCAUGCAGAUGAAGCGCUUCGAGCAGACAGAAUCCGAAACGCGAAAAAUGCGCGGCAAAAUCGACUUUCCUCUAGAAAUCAACAUGCAGCCGUAUACCGUGGCCACAACAACGGCAGGGUCGUCGUCGAGAUCUCAGAACGAGAAAUUCGUGUACGAUUUGGUGUCGGCAAUUGUCCACGACGGGGUUGGGCUGAACGAGGGUCACUACAUUGCGUACGUGAAGCAGGGGGAUCGAUGGUGUUUGUUCAACGACGACAAGGUGACGCUGGUGUCGGAGGGGGAUGUGCUGAAUGCAGAUGCGUAUUUGCUGUUUUAUACGCUGCGCUCGCUGUCGUGGUGA